AUGGUGCUCUGGAGAUACCAGCCGAAGAGAGGAGUGGAAACAGCUUUUGCCAUCGCUGUGUUUCAGCCCCUGAGCCAAAUGCAUCUUGACAUUAGGAAAGGAAUACAUUUGCUCAGCCCUUGUAAUAACACUGCGGCUAUCCCCAGUUGCCUUUUUGACGACCCUGCUCCUGUGCUGGAGGCUGCCCGGAGCCUGGAGGACCGGCUGCAGCAGCUCCAGCGCCUCGAGCCUGAACCGGCCUCCCUGAAGGACAUCAGCCGCCCCUGGAAGAAGCACCUGGAGCUCGUCGGCACCAAAGAGCGCAGAGAGGGGACGUCACCAGCAGCCGGGCUCGCGGCAGCGGCUGAGCCCCCGCUCUCCAGUGUUGACGGCAAAGGACUGUGCGCAGAAACCUUGCUGCAGAGAAAUGAGGCAGAAAAGCAAAAGGGGCUGCAGGAAGCACAGGUCACUUUGGCUGCUCGGCUGGGAGAGGCAGAGGAGAAGAUCAAAGUGCUCCACGCAGCGCUGAAGGCCACCCAGACGGAGUUGCUGGAGCUGCGUUGUAAAUACGACGAGGAAGCCGCGUCCAAGGCAGAUGAAGUAGCCAUGAUCAUGACGAACCUCGAAAAAGCCAACCAGCGAGCGGAGGCGGCGCAGAGGGAGGUGGAGAGCUUGCGGGAGCAGCUGGCAGCCGUGAAUAGCUCCCUCCGCCUGGCCUGCUGCUCCCCACCAGGCACUGCCGGGGACAAAGUGAACUAUUCCAUGUGCUCAGGGUCGAGGCUGGAGGCGGCUCUGGCUGCCAAGGACCGGGAGAUCCUGCGGCUCCUGAAGGAUGUCCAGCACCUCCAGAGCUCUCUGCAGGAGCUGGAAGAGUCCUCUGCUAACCAGAUCGCCGAGCUGGAGGGGCAGCUGGCCGCCAAGAACGAAGCCAUUGAGAAGCUGGAGGAGAAGCUGCAAGCACAGGCGGACUACGAGGAGAUCAAAACGGAGCUGAGCAUCCUGAAGGCGAUGAAGGUGGCCUCCGCCAGCUGCAGCCUUCCCCAGAGCAUAUCGAAGGCAGAGGAGGCCCUGCUGCUGGGGAAGGAGGCUUUCUACCCCUCCCAGAAGUACCUGCUGGAGAAGCCCAGCCUCCUGGCCAGCACUGAGGAGGAUCACUCCGAAGACGAGUCGGGGAAGGAUUCACUGGGCGUGGAGCAGCCGUACCCAUCCCCCCAGCAUGCCCCAGCGGACGAACCUGCCUCCCCCACUCCCCUCCCGCCUCUGCCUGGCCCCGGCCUGGCCCCCGACGGCCCCCGGACUUUCUCCCUGUCGCCCUUCCCGGGGGGUGAGCGGCUUUCAGGGGACCCCAAGGCCCCCCACCUCCCGCCGCCCGCUUACAAGAGCGAGAGUGCCGGGGGGGGGCCGCCUUUCCCCUCCACCUUCUUCGGAGCCAAAAGCACCACCGUGCCCCCCGGCACUGUGCCAGCUGCCAGCGCCGCCAGCCCGCCCAGCGAGCCGACCGAGGGCAACGCCGGCAGCUCUGCCGACGAGGAACAGCUGGACACGGCCGAAAUCGCCUUCCAGGUGAAGGAGCAGCUGCUGAAGCACAACAUCGGGCAGCGGGUCUUUGGGCAUUACGUGCUGGGGCUGUCACAGGGCUCCGUCAGUGAGAUCCUGGCCCGGCCCAAGCCCUGGCGCAAGCUGACGGUGAAGGGCAAGGAGCCGUUCAUCAAGAUGAAGCAGUUCCUCUCUGACGAGCAGAAUGUGCUGGCCCUGAGGACUAUCCAGGUGCGCCAGAGAGGUAGCAUCACGCCGCGGAUCAGGACGCCGGAGACCGGCUCUGAUGACGCUAUCAAAAGCAUCCUGGAGCAGGCGAAGAAGGAGAUAGAGUCGCAGAAGGGAGGGGAACCCAAAACGCCGUCGGCGUCACAGGCGGUGGCCAACGGGGCCGGCGGCAGCAGCUCGGAGGACGCCAUCAAAAGCAUCCUGGAGCAGGCGCGGCGGGAGAUGCAGGCACAGCAGCAGGCAUUGCUGGAGAUGGAGUCAGGGGGCAGCGGGCGCCCCGGGGACACGCCGCCCGCCGAGCGCUCCACGCUGGCCGCCGUCAACCAGAACAUUGUCCCGACCUAUGUCAAGCAGGAGGAGGGGAGCGGGGCCAGCCCCGGCCCUCCCCAGACGCCUCUGGCUGUCCUCUCGCCAGCCGCCUUCGUCCAGAGCAUCAUCCGGAAAGUGAAGUCGGAGAUCGGUGACGCUGGCUCCUACUUUGACCAGCACUGGGCAUCGGAGCGGAGCCUGCUCAGCCGACCCUACACUUCUGUUUCGCCUUCGCUUUCCUCCUCCUCCUCGAGCUACUCCAGCAUGGCCAAUGGCCGGGGCUGGCCGCGGGGUGAGCCCGGCGAGGGUGGUGCUAAUGAGGAUGAACUGCCGCCGGCAGACGAUGAGCCCCACCGGCUGACAGAGAUGAAGGCGGAGGGAGCCAGCACAGAGCCGGCAGCUGGCGGUCGUCUCUCCUACUAUCCCGCCUACGUGCCACGGACCCUGAAGCCCACUGUGCCGCCGCUGACACCGGAGCAGUACGAGAUGUACAUGUACAGGGAGGUGGACACACUGGAGCUGACCCGGCAGGUCAAGGAGAAGUUGGCCAAGAACGGCAUCUGCCAGAGGAUCUUUGGAGAGAAGGUGCUGGGACUGUCCCAGGGCAGUGUGAGCGACAUGCUGUCGCGGCCCAAGCCGUGGAGCAAGCUGACGCAGAAGGGUCGGGAGCCCUUCAUCCGCAUGCAGCUCUGGCUGACCGACCAGCUGGGCCAAGGCAUCAGCCAGCAACCGACACCCUCCCAGGCCAGCCCGGUGGAGCCCCAGCCAUCCCCCUCGCCGCCCCCCAGCCCCGCCGAGCACGAGAAGGGCUGCCAGGAGCCCCUCACCCUGGCCUUGGAGAGCAGCAAGGAGAACCAGCAGCCCGAGAGCCGGUCGACACCUGUGCUGGGUGGGAAGACAUACCCCAACAGCCAGGGACCCGUGGGCAUCCAGGAGAUUGUUGCCAUGUCCCCUGAGCUGGACACCUACUCCAUCACCAAGAAGGUCAAGGAGGUCUUGACGGACAACAAUUUAGGCCAGCGGCUGUUCGGGGAGAGCAUCCUGGGCCUGACGCAGGGCUCGGUGUCCGAUCUCCUCUCCAGGCCCAAGCCGUGGCACAAGCUGAGCCUGAAGGGGAGGGAGCCCUUCGUCCGCAUGCAGCUCUGGCUCAAUGACCCCCACAACGUGGAGAAGCUGCGUGACAUGAAGAAGCUGGAGAAGAAAGCCUACCUGAAACGUCGGUAUGGGCUGAUGAGCGCUGGCUCGGACAGCGAGUCCCCCAGCACCCGCUCCGAGUGUGCCAGCCCCAGCCUGCAGCCGCAGGACCUCAGCCUCCUCCAGAUCAAGAAGCCGCGAGUGGUGCUGGCCCCGGAGGAGAAGGAAGCCCUGAAGAAAGCCUAUCAGCUGGAGCCCUACCCCUCCCAGCAGACCAUCGAGCUGCUCUCCUUCCAGCUCAACCUCAAGACCAACACCGUCAUCAACUGGUUCCACAACUACAGGUCACGGAUGCGCCGGGAGAUGCUGGUGGAGGGCGCGCAGGACAAUGACACGGACCCGGAGCAGAGCGGCGGAGCGACCAUCCCUGGACGCCGGGCCCCCCACAGCCCCGAUUCGGACGCAGAGGACCGUAAACCUGUGUUCAGGGGGGGUGAGCACCCCUGCGCCGCUGCACCCGUGAAGGUGAAGGAGGAGCAGGGGGAGGCGGGCGGCUGGGGCCGCCGGCGGGACUCACGCAGCCCGGCCGGGGCGGCUGAGGGGACCGGACCUCCCCAGGAGGAGCGGGGGGCAGCCCCCCACGCUGCCGCCCCCAGCACCGGCAGCCUCCCGCGGCGGGGGGGCCGUGCCGGUGCCACCACCGGGGGACCACCACCACCACCGCCACCGCACCCUGACAGCUCCCAGUCCUCCGCGGGUUCAUCCCGUUGCAGCUUGGAGGUCUCCCCAACAUCGCCCUCGGCGGCAUCCUCACCUGGCCUCGCCGGCUCAGCCUCACCAGGGCCAUCCUCUGCCGGGCCGGUCUCACCAGCGCUGCCUCCGGCUCCCGGCCCCCGGCUCAGCACCAGCGUCCAGCGGCGCCAUGAAAAGAUGGCCAACCUCAACAACAUCAUCCACCGCCUGGAGCGGGCUGCCAACCGCGAGGAGGCCCUCGAGUGGGAGUUCUGAGCGCCCCCCCCCGCCGCCCUAAAUAUAUAUAUACACACCCACAUAUAUAUAUAUAUUUUGUUAAAUGCAGCACUCACCGAGAGGCGGCAGGCAGCCAGUGCCACGGAGGGGAGCGCCCAUGGAAAGGGGGGGCCCCCGCUUACGAAGCUGCCCCCCCCAGCUUUGUUUUAAAUGUGAAAAACUGGGAACAAUUUUAGAAAAGAAAAGAAAAAACAAAAAAUAUUUAUAGACCUCUUUUAGAUAUUUUAAUAAAAGGAUACUUUGGAAUUUAUUAACAGCUUAAGCUGCUUUGAUAUUAAAGAUAGCUAUAAAAUCAAGAUGAUGUAGCAGUCGUGUCAUUAAAUGUACACUGAAGUCUUGUAGUUUGCCACUGGAUGAGAUUAAAAAAAAAACAAACAAAAAAAA
Molecule: messenger RNA, 4599 nt
Organism: Haliaeetus leucocephalus (bald eagle)
Lineage: Eukaryota; Metazoa; Chordata; Aves; Accipitriformes; Accipitridae
Gene: CUX2
Product: cut-like homeobox 2
Exons: 19
Coding region: 1-4194 (1397 amino acids)
Biological process (GO): regulation of DNA-templated transcription
Molecular function (GO): DNA-binding transcription factor activity, RNA polymerase II-specific; DNA binding
Source: RefSeq, a predicted model, not a curated record